AUGGUUCUCCACCAGGCCAUCCGAGCGGCCCGGGCGGGCGACGUGGACGCCCUGCGGGAGCUGGCGACGUGUGGUCUUCUCUCGCACGCCGUGGACACUCAAGGCGCCGGACCCGCACACCACGCCGCUCGUUGCGGCCGCCUGGAGUGCCUCCGCUUUCUGGUGAGUGAGCACGGCCUGCCGGCGGACGCCCGGGCCGCCAACGGGGCCACGCCGGCUCACGACGCGGCAGCCACGGGACACGUGAGGGAGCUGAGGUGGCUGCUGGAUGAGGCGGGAUGCAACGUUGGGGACCGGGAUGCCGCCGGAGCCACGGCCCUUCACCUGGCCGCCCGCUUCGGCCGCGUGGAGGCGGUCCGCUGGCUGCUGUCCGUCGGCGGCUCGACGUUGGAAGAAGCGGAAACCGAGUGCGGCGCCGUGGCAGCUCACUACGCCGCUUUCAACGGACACCUCGGCUGCGUGGAGCUGCUCGUUGGCCACGCGCCGCGGUGCGUGAGCCGGCAGAUGUCUACAGGCGCCACACCCCUCUACUUGGCGUGCCAGGAGGGUCACGUGACCGUGGCCGAGUACCUGGUAGAGCGUUGUGGUGCAGACGUGCACGUGAGAGCGCACGACGGAAUGAGCUGCCUGCACGCCGCCGCACACAUGGGCCACGUCCACGUGGUGGCCUGGCUGUUGAGCCACACCAGCGUGGAGCCAUCCUGCCAGGACCGGGACGGUGCCACUGCGCUGCACUUUGCCGCCAGCAGGGGGCACGCUUGCGUCUUGGAGCAGCUGCUUUGUGCCGGGGCAAAGAUCCUGAAGGAUUUGUGGGGUGGGACGCCGCUGCACGAUGCUGCUGAAAACGGAGAGAUCGAGUGCUGCGAACGGCUGCUGGCCAGCCAGGCCCACCCAUCUGACAGAGAUCUGGACGGGUUCACCCCUGCCCAGCUGGCCCACUACAACGGACACCAGCAGUGCGCCAGAUACCUGCGAGCCAACCAGAAACAUGCCGCCGAACCAUCAGCGCAGGAAGACGACACAAAAACGGCCGUGACCAUCAUGGACACCUUAAAGCAACCCGAGACAGAGGAGACGGCGGCGGCGGCCAGGUACCCUCUGCCUUGCAAGAGCAUCGUCCCACACAUUGAGAAAAUCCAAACGGCUACUUCUGUGAUUAAAGGUUUACAUCAGCCAAAGAGGUCGCCACCCGACCUCCUCGCCGACAGGAAGCUCCUCGGCGACAUGAAGCCCAUUAUGUCACUCAAGCAGUCGUCCAUUUCGGGCGUUUUCACCGGACAAGCCAGCAAGAUGGUGGUGUUGCCCGCCGAGGAGGCCAACCUGGCGGACAUGGACUAUCUGGUGCCCAGCCACGACGAGAAGGGCCGGCCCAUCGCCGAGUGGAAGCGGCAGGUGAUGGUGAGGCAGCUUCAAGCUCGGCUGUUGGAUGAGGAGGACCAAAGUUGGAAGGAGAACGGCCGGAGCUUGUCCAAAGUCAACUGGCGCUACUCGCAGGCCCACAACGCCAUCCUGGGCCCGUCGGGCGAGCUCCUGACCGAGCACGACCUGGUUUACCUGGAGCAGCAGAUCGCCAGCGUGACUCUCCGCCGCCACGCCGGCGAAGGCUACGAGCUGGAGCUGGCGCGGCUGGCCGACGAGCUGCGCCACAUCCUGCCGGCGCCCAUCGUCAACAUCAGCGCCCACGCUCGCUUCGCCGACCCGGCCGGACGUCCGCCUCUGCUGCCCGGCUGGUGCGGUCGAAUCUCGGGCAUCGUCAAAAGCAUGUCUCUCCUCAUGAGCGACCUCGCCGAGCAGCCGCACUGCAAGAUGCCCGACAGCCAGCUUGCCAGUGUCUUCUCGCAGGCGCCUGACCGGCAAGCCUCCACCAGGGGGCGCCGCCAGAGAAUCGAGGACGAGAUCCAGCGCUUCGGCGUGUCGGUGAGGACGCUCAAGUCUAAUUUUGAGACGCAGGACCAGCCCGCCGAGGAGGAAGAGGUCUUCUCCGCCUUGACUCCAGAACCUGAGGAGAAGCCCCCGGGAGUGGUCGAGAACACCAGCCUCAGGAAGGAGCGCAUCGUGGUGCUCUUCCUGGGACACUGGAAGAAGUCGGCCUACGCCGUGACGCUCAAGAGCAAAGAGGCGGCCGAGAGGAAGAAGAGCAUCGAGGAGAGCAGUCGGGACAAGAUGAUGAACAGCUCCUUGGGCCACUUUUUUAAGCAGAGGAGCGCUGUCAACAAGAUGCUGGGCAACUGGAGGAGGAUGAUCUCCAGCGUGCCUUCGCGACAAAUACGACGGCUCCACAGACAGCAGACCCUCUACUCCCCGGAGCAGUUCCUCCCACGGAUGGACGGCGUGGCGAUGGAGUACGACAAGCUGACCCUGGACCUUUUCAUGCUGGGCUACUUCCACAUCCUGGAGCUGGACUUGCCGGUGGAUGAGCGCAAGAUGAGGCACCUGUUGUGCUUCGAGGUCUUUGACCACGUAGGCAGCUUCCCUUGGGAGCUGGUGCGCGACUUCCACAAGGCUGUCAUCCAGGACAUCGAGGCCGGCGACCGCGAGUGGAAGGACGGCUUCGAAGAUCUUAAGCUCAAGUUUUUCGGGGAGGCGACAGCCAGGUCCGAGGAGGGCAAAGCGGAGGCGGAGACUAAAGCGGAGACGCGCCAGCUUCCGGAGAUUCGACCGCUCCCGAAAGUCAUCGUGCAGACCCCCACCCCGGAUGAGAACUCGCUCCACGCCGGGACCGACAUCUCCUCUUUCAGCAACGAGGAGAUAUGCCAAUACAUCGACCGGAGCUUUGCCUUUUGGAAGGAGAAGGAGGCGGAAAUUUUCGAUUUUGAGUAGUUGCUUGAGCUUUUGUAAUUCACACAAUACAUUCCAUCUAGAAUCGUAGCCAUCUUUCUCGAGGGCGUCAACCAAACUGAGGUAUUGCGAAACUCCCGACGGGUGAUCAAUUCCAGAGCCACCAGCAACUUUUCUCUUCCAAAACACAAACACAAGGCAUAUAGAAUAUUCUGAACCCACAAGUGACAAGUGCUACGAUCGGAGUUAGUGAAAAUCUUCUAAAAAAUGCCUAAUUGUGAGAUUCAAACCAAAAUGGUCAUGUCAUUCCUUAUUGAUACCACCAGAUGGCGCCAAAUAAUUUUUUAUACAUUAAACAUGGGUUUGGGCUUUUCGCUUUCUAUGUUGCAAUGAAAAAGCUUUUUGUUAUUGAACCUGAUCUAGAAGCUUGUGUGCUUACACUUCAUUUAGCAGAUUGUUUUUCAUGGUGAGAGGAAAUAAAUGAAUCAAAGUUCACAUAA
Molecule: messenger RNA, 3278 nt
Organism: Syngnathus typhle (broad-nosed pipefish)
Lineage: Eukaryota; Metazoa; Chordata; Actinopteri; Syngnathiformes; Syngnathidae
Gene: espnla
Product: espin like a
Exons: 11
Coding region: 1-2820 (939 amino acids)
Biological process (GO): actin filament bundle assembly
Cellular component (GO): cytoplasm
Molecular function (GO): actin filament binding
Source: RefSeq, a predicted model, not a curated record